This is a messenger RNA of Sporothrix brasiliensis 5110, 885 nucleotides long. RefSeq lists its product as uncharacterized. The transcript has a single exon. Lineage: Eukaryota; Fungi; Ascomycota; Sordariomycetes; Ophiostomatales; Ophiostomataceae. Bases 1 to 885 code for a protein of 294 amino acids. The record is from RefSeq and is a predicted model, not a curated record.
AUGUCCGCCCCCUCCGUCGCCCUCGUCGUGUCGCUGGCACUCCUCACCGCCGACGCCCUCAUCGAGCUCGGCUUCAUCACCAGCAUGGUGUCGUACCUCCACGCCGGCGCCCCCUCCGGCACCUUGGUCGUCAACACGCCGCCCGCCGCCGCGCCCGGCCAGGCGUCGACCUACGAAAUCAAGGGCAAGCCCCUCAACAUGCUCGUCAACCAGGGCCACACCAGCAACGGCGCCGCCGGGUCCGCCGUUGUGCUGAUUGGCAUCGUCGGCGCCCUCGCCCUGUAUGCGCGCGCCAAGCUGCCGGGCCGCCCGCUGACCAAGUUCCUGUACGGCGCCUGGAUGGUCUUCCAGGUCCCCACCUUUCUGCUGACCCUGUCCGCCCUCGGCUACACCUUUGCCGUCACCAACAAGCACCGCGGCCAGACCAUCGACCAGACCGUGGCCUAUGCGACGCAGCCCGGGCCCUAUGCGCUCGACCAGUGGACCCCGCAAAACUGGUUCGCCGCCGUCCUGGCCCAGCUCGACCUGGCCGACCCGGCCGUCGCGGCCGACCUGGCCCGGCACCUGCGCGUCAUGCGCGGCUGGCAGUACAACCUGAUCCUGCUCUUCCUGGUGCAGCUGGCCGAGACGGUGCUCGCGCUGGUCGACUGGUGGGCGUGGCGGCAGAACGGCGGGCACCAGGGCCACCUGCAGGCCGCGGGCCAGGCCAGCGAAAAGCACUACGGCAGCCAAGGCGACUACAACGACGGGACCAACCACGGCCACGGCGUCAACUACAGCCAGCUGCAGUACGAGACCCAGGCCUACGACGACGAGAGCAAGAACAUCAACCAGCACGGAGGCUACAACAACGGGACCAACGCGCAAGCACAGCAGUACGUGUAG